AAUAUGAACGCUUCCCAACCUAACGGAACAGAAGUUUCGUCAAUUUUGAACUUUCGAAUUUUUAAUGUGAGUUCCCAAGAUCACGAGUUCCCAGCUCAAGAUUUGAUUAGUCUAGUUUCAACAACAAAGCAUAAUGGGUGGCAAUCUCAGCGCUUCUGUACUUAUCCUCAGGAAUUGAUACUUCAAUUCGAACAGACAGUGCAUUUGACUCAGGUCCAAUUCUUGAUGCACGAAACUAAGAUUCCAACACUUAUUGAAUUGUUCAUCUCAAGUCCUAAAAAUGAAGCGUUAAUGUCAUCAGCCGAUUAUUCUAGACUAGGCCAUUUCACUUUGACCGACAGUUCUACAAAUAAUUGUCUUGAGAAAGAGAAAUAUAAAUCAAGAGAGCUUAAAUCAGUGUUUCUAGACCACAACUGCAAAUACCUGAAGAUUUGCCUAGAAAAGCCUUACUUUAGCAAGCAUAAUCCUUUUAAUCAAGUUGGAAUCGCAAGUAUAGUUUGUCAUGGAUAUGGAGUUACUACAUACGAAGAAGAUCCAAGUUAUGGCAAUUUCACUCCUGUACCUAACCUGAACCAGAGUUACCCAGCCCAAGACCAAGACAACCAAUCUCUUCUCCAAAACAAGAGUCCUGAAGAAGAAAUUACCGAUCCAGCCUUAAGGUCUAAACUUGAACCGCUAAUUUACAAAAAGCAAGAAUGAGUUCAAAGAGAAGAUUUUGACCAAGCUAAAUACCUUAAAGAAAUUAUGGAUAAAAUUACAGCUCUGGAUUUUCAAAAGAAUCAGAGUGUGGCAGCAGAAGAUUAUGACACAGCUAAGAUGAUUAAGUAUCAAAUAGAGAAUCUAAUCAACCAAACCUUGACUGGUGAAAGUCUUGAGCAAUUCCAAACAGAAACAAAUCUGAUCCAGACUCCACCUCCAAGAUAUUUGGGAGACAUAGAAGAGAUGGAAGGAGAAGAAGAUGAGACUAUGUAUCAGCCAUCCAUUGCCACUUCGAAAAGAGAAAGACCCAUCCAACCAGCAGCACCUGACUUAUAUUCUGGAAAUUAUGACUUUGAAGCACUUGAGAAAGAGAGACUUGAAGAAGAAGAAAGAAGAAAGAUGAUCAAGCAAGAAAUAAAUACAACUAAUGAAGAGUCUAAAAUGCCUCAUAUUCAAAGUCAGAUUAACGGAGAAUCUUUCAAAGAAGGAUCUUUAGCUAACGACCGCAUUCCUGGACAUCAUAAAAUUAAUUUUGAUGACAAUCCUGAAGAAUUUGCUCGAGAACUUGAGGAGAAUCUUAAAGAAGUGGAAGAUGUCCCAGCUGAUAAGAGAGAAAUGGCAGAAUCCCUCAGUCAAAUCUUUGAUGAGGAUAUUAUCAAGCAUAUCCUCUCAACUAAAUGGCAGCAAAGAGUCAAAGGAUUUGAAAUGGCAAAUGGCUACACUCUUUCUAUUCUUCAAAAAGCAGAUGAUAUCAUAGCUGUCCAGAAUUUAAUAUUUUCUGUGAUAGAAGAAGGCUUGAUGGAUAAGAUCCACCAUGUCAACUUGAAGGCAAUGAAAAUGUGCGAAACUUACAUCUCAGCUAAAGUAUCUCAAAAUUCAAAGCCUAUUAACGAGAUAAAAAACUUUGAGAAUAUUAUCGUGCUCCUCUUUGACAAACUUGCUGUGGCAAAGAUGACUAAAGCAGCAGAAGAAUGAAUCAUUCAGAUAAUAAAUUCUGAGUUUGUGAAUUUGGACUCUUUCAUAGAUUUCAUGUUUGAUCCUACCUCAUUCAUGGAAGAGAAGACUAAGGGAUCCUAUAUCCACUUAACUCCAAGAUUUAAGAUUGCUCAAACGGUUAUUAACAAUAUUAGAAUGCUUGAGUCCAGUGGAAGAACAAAAAUAAGCAGCCUUCCUCUUUUAAACCUCGAGGACUGAAUAGCUGGUUCAACCUCAGUGAAUUCCAAGGAAUACAGAGAACUCUUGAAGCAGGUUAUCCUUGAUCUUUACAAUGCUUUUGGCUUCAGGCAUAUUGAAGAUUUUAUUCACAAAGUUGAUGUAAAGUUCUUAGAGCAAGUUUCAGACCCAAAGAAGACUCCAGAAAUCCAUGAUUAUUUGCAACAUGUAGACGGUGUUCCAGAAUAAAUUUAUCAAGAUUCCAAUAA
Molecule: messenger RNA, 2120 nt
Organism: Moneuplotes crassus
Lineage: Eukaryota; Ciliophora; Spirotrichea; Euplotida; Euplotidae
Source: the annotation of a GenBank genome assembly